UUUAUGUUUUGACAUUUCUUGCUGUCAAUUUAAUUGAAGCAGUCUUCAAUUUGUUUGUGCAACAUUUAGUGGAUAAAAUAUUAUUUUUAUUGAGCUCAUCAUUGUGCAAUAAAAAACUUUGAAUAAUUGAAAAUGCGUUUAGUUGAGAAAAAUGAGGAGCGCGCUUUUAUCAUUGAAUGCCUUAAAGUAUACAAAUCCCUUCCAGCGUUAUGGGACGCAAAAUCACCGGAAUACCGCAAGAAAGAUAAAAAGAAUGAAGCUUAUGAGAUUUUGGUACGUAAAUUUCGAGAGAAAUAUGCAAACAUAAAUCGGAAAGAUGUGACCAAAAAAAUUAAUACGUUGCGCACCAAUUUCCGCAAAGAAGUAAAACGUCUCUCGCAAGAUAGGCGCGAUGCUUCCAAGUUAUGGUACUUUGAUGAGAUGAAGUUUCUGAUAGACCAGAUCGAAACGAAGGAAGAGAAUUUUCAAAUCAUGUACGACGAUGGGGAACCGUUGAAUAUAGAAAUCAUUGAUGAAUCUUCCUCUACACAACCCGAUAAAAGUAUCAAGCUCAAUAAAAGUGAAUAUGUAAUGCAGUCGAGCGCUGUGAAUAUUGCAAAUACUGGCCCCUUAGGUGAAUAUGAACUUAAGUUGGCUGAAACUUGGGCUAUGGAACUGCAAAAGAUGACACCCGAACAACAGAUUUACGCUAAGAAAGCCAUCAAUGAUAUAAUUUAUGAAGGGCAACUUGGUAAUUUGUAUCGCGACUGUGUGCAAAUUUACCCGCCAUGAAUAAAUAUGAGACAACUUGUAUAGCUUCGAAAAUGUAUUCAAUAGUAGAUACUUAAUGCUAAAGUUAAAACUCUAAAUAUGUUUAAUUUUUCUACCACACGUCACUUUAUUCCGGUAUAUCGCCGCCGGGCACUAACUAUAAAAGAAAACAUGUAAUAUAAAUAAAUGAAGAAUAUAAAGAAAUCUUUAAAAUAUUUACCAUGGUUAUGUUAUUGCCAUUGAGUAGAAUUUGAUCGAGUUUAGUUAUACGUCUACCUUCUGGCGUAUUUUCGUACUCUGUCACAUCAUCCAAUAACAUAUUUACGAAAUCAUCAAAUCCCAAUAAUGUGCCAACCAUCUCUUUAUCAUUCUUCAUUAUAAUAUGUAUGCGAGAGCCAAUACAUUUGUCCACAAGUUCUAUGCAAGUAAGUAGUAAACGUUAAUUGCAGUUUAUUGUAUAUUAUAGAUAUAGAUAGAGAUACUUACCAAGUGGUAAUAGAGUUGAGACAUUUGAAGGCGGUGGUACGGCAGUCAUGUUUCACUUAUUUUGUUGAUUUAAUAAAUUUAACAAAAAUAGUAUUGAACACAAAAGCGAUUAACAAAACGCGGCGCUAUUUUAACAGCUGUGCACUAAA
Zeugodacus cucurbitae (melon fly) is the source of this 1385-nucleotide messenger RNA. RefSeq lists its product as uncharacterized. NCBI's taxonomy places the organism in Eukaryota, Metazoa, Arthropoda, Insecta, Diptera, Tephritidae. The record is from RefSeq and is a predicted model, not a curated record. Bases 133 to 771 code for a protein of 212 amino acids. The transcript has 2 exons.